Molecule: messenger RNA, 1637 nt
Organism: Cherax quadricarinatus
Lineage: Eukaryota; Metazoa; Arthropoda; Malacostraca; Decapoda; Parastacidae
Source: RefSeq, a predicted model, not a curated record
CAUCAAAAACUGUACCUAGGAGAUCAGGAGUAGUCCAACACAAUAAAUCCAUCAAUUUAGAGUCCAGCAAGCCAUAUAAGCCAAAUGUCGCCUCUCAAACAUUUGCAGGAAUCAAAGUAUCACGAAGGCCACUCAGUGAUGACACUAAUCAACAAAGGCUAAAGACUACUGCAGUAUCUGCUACAGCUUCGAAGUCUCUACAUGGCAAACACUUAUCAGCAUCAAGGCUAGAGUCAAGAGGAGAAACAAAGGUCCAGACCACAACUACUGAGCUUCGGGGUCCCCUCCAAACAAACCGUACAGCUGCAGUCAUAAGAAAACCACUUAGUCGUCCUUUGAGGAAGUCUACUGCACUCUUGGGUGGAAAUUAUGCACCCAUGGCAACUAAAGGCACCACACAUGCACCUACGCAAGUUGAGGCUUCCAACGAACUGUCUGAUCAAGUCAGAGAUCAAAUCAAAUCGAUUGAAACUAGCACUUCCUGUAGUACAGCCAAAGCUAGUUCCCAGGUAUCCUCUGCAUCUGCUGAUCUUCCAUAUGUACCUACAAAUGAAAAAUGUACAAAAAAUCUCCCUGAGAAACUCUCAGCAGCAACAGCAGAGCUUGCUGACCUUAAAAUCCAAUCUGGUAGUCAUUUAGCAGUUGGUGCAAAUAACCAACAUUUAAAAACACUUUCACUCAAUCAUGCUGCUAUCCCAGAGAAAAGUUGCAAAAAAGAAGGAGAAUGUACGCCUGUCUCUGAAAAACAAGGUGGUUUACAAAAUGAAUCGAGUGUAAUUCCUGAGUCAGAAUAUCAGGGAACUGGCAAGUCAAAUAGCAAUAGCAAAUCAGCAACUAGUGAAAGAGAUCAGUCAAAAGCUGCUGCAACCUGUGAUAGAUCUGUACAAGGAAAAACUUGCCAAAAAGAAAAUAAAGUUCCUGCUUCAGUCAGGCAGAGAGGUUCUCAAAUUAAAGAAUUGGGUGUUAUGUCUGAGUCAGGAUGUCAAGAAAGUCACAAGAUGAGUACAGAGUCAGCAACCAGUGCAAGUGCUCACCCAUCAAAAACAACUUUAUCUAAUGCUUCUACUAUACAAGAGAAAAAUUACCAAAAAAAAAAUGAACCUGUUUCUGCUUUAGGCAUACAAAAAUCUUCACAAAUUGAGGACUUGGCUGUUGUUACAAAGUCAGGAUGUGCAGAAAUGAGCAAGGAACCUGCCAAAAAUAUCAUUGCAAGUGCUGGAACUUCAGAAUCUCAAGAAGCCCCCCAAAAUUCUAGUGAACAUGCCUCGUCAACUACUAAAGAAAAAGAUGAGGAUUUUGAAUCUGGCAAGGAAGCAGUUUCAUCUAAGUCAGGGUAUGUAAAUAUUGUUAAAAUAUUUGAGUUGUGCUUGGUGCAAUAGCAAGCAUGUUGACUAUAAAUCACUGUAUAUUGAAAUAACAUUCCCUAUUAAAUACAAAUAAUUUUUUUUUAAGUCUGCUGUCUCCCGAGGCAGGGUUACCCAAAAAAGAAAGAAAGAAAUCCCCAAAGAGAAAAUACUUUCAUCAUUCAACACUUAUACCUCACUCACACAUAAUCACUGUUUUUGCAGAGGUGUCCAGAUAAUAAUAAUUAAUGUAGCAAAAAUUUGAUAGAUAUUAAAAUAUUUUUAACUUUUUUU